Dentiscutata erythropus is the source of this 249-nucleotide messenger RNA. NCBI's taxonomy places the organism in Eukaryota, Fungi, Glomeromycota, Glomeromycetes, Diversisporales, Gigasporaceae. The record is from the annotation of a GenBank genome assembly.
AUGGUUGAUCUUAAUCCUGUCCUCGAGAACCUAAAACAACGAGACAUCCAACAAGUUCCCCUUAAACUCAUCUAUGCCGACAACGAUUUUGCCGUCUUUGACAAAGGCUCUUCAGAAUUCUACGUAGGUGAUCCUAACUUAUGGACCAGAAAUAACGAUGUGGUAAGAGAAAUGAAGAUAAAUGCAAAGAAUGGAAUAACGGGAACUCACCAGUGUAAAAAUGAAGUAAACGAUUAUUCAAAAAUGUAG